AUGGUAUGUAUGCCUCCGGGUUCUGUGGUUUACAUGAACGAAAAAUCCGCUUAUAUUAAUACGGAUUUGAUAUUUACCUGGUUAAAAGAAUAUUUUGUUCCACGUAAACCAGACGGAAAAAUUCUACUUUUACUGGAUGGUCAUGCCAGUCAUUGUAAUUCGGUAGAAAUGCUGGAAUAUCCCGAUGAACAUAAUGUUAUUCUGUUUUGUCUACCUGGUCAUACUACUCAGUUCCUUCAACACUUGGACAGGUGUUUCUUUAAAAGCCUGAAAGCCUUUUGGAAUAAAGCUUGCAAUACAUUUGUAAAAGCAAAUCCUGGUAGGAAAAUUUCUCGUAUGCAAUUUGGUCAAUUGUUGUCGGAGGCGUGGUCCAAAGCAGCAACUGUUGAUAACGCUGUGUCGGCUUUUAAAUCUACAGGAAUCUGCCCAUUUAAUCCUGGUGCUAUACCAGAGUAUGCCUACUUGGAUUCUGAAGAUGAAAAAUUAGAUCCCAAUACUUCUGCAGUUUACGCUACUGAAUCUAAUAAUACCACUUAA
Diorhabda sublineata is the source of this 537-nucleotide messenger RNA. RefSeq lists its product as uncharacterized. The transcript has 2 exons. The record is from RefSeq and is a predicted model, not a curated record. NCBI's taxonomy places the organism in Eukaryota, Metazoa, Arthropoda, Insecta, Coleoptera, Chrysomelidae. Gene Ontology annotation, molecular function: nucleic acid binding. Bases 1 to 537 code for a protein of 178 amino acids.